AGAUGAUAGUAAAUUUGAAUCUCUUCGUUCCUGUUUGAAACAAAAUAAACAAGACACUCGGUCAAAAGGGGGAAUAAGGUUUGCUGAUUCUGUUGUUGGAGGAACUGGUAACAGUAGCAAUGACAGUGAAUCAGGAUCAGAUAGUGACUCAGCUAGUUAUGAUGAAGGGUCAUAUGAUAGUCGACAUGGUCAAAUUAGUUACUCUUGUCAAGAAGAUCAAAUGGUCACUUCAGGCUUUCAGAUGUUUGACCAAAAUAUUCGUGAAACGUAUGAUUUAUCUGUUGAACUGCGACAGUCUUGUGAAACUUUAUCAACAUAUUUACAAGAUUCAACUACUGUCAAAACUGAACAACUAAACUCUGCUGUGGCCAUUAUUAAGAAGGAGUGGUUUAAGAUAAUUAAUAAUAAAUUUGUUAAUUCCUAUGAAGUAGAAGAUUAUAUGUCAUCAUUUAACGAAUUAUCCAACUCUUUAUUGAAAUAUGUGGUCAAUAUUUCUGAUGAUAAUGGCAAUACAGCGAUACAUUACGCUGUAUCUAACUGUAAUUAUGAAGUAGUAAGUUUGUUAAUGGAUACAGAAGCUGUAGAUAUUGAUAAACCCAAUAAAGCUGGUUAUACACCAAUUAUGUUGGCAGCUUUAACCAAUAAUCUCACAGCAGAACAUAGACAGGUUGUGUUUAGUCUAUUCUCUAGAGGAAACAUCAAUGCUAAAGCUUCUCAGGCUGGCCAAACAGCACUCAUGUUAGCAGUUAGUCAUGGAAGAACCAAUAUGGUCAGGUUGCUAUUGGAUUCUGGAGCUGAUAUCAACGAGAGAGAUUUUGAUGGUUCUACAGCCUUGAUGUGUGCCUGUGAACAUGGACACACUGAUAUUGUUAAAAUGUUGUUAGGACAACCAGAUUGUGAUGCUAAUCUCAGAGAUAAUGAUGGUAGCACUGCCCUAGAAAUAGCCAUGGAAGCUGGCUUUAAAGAUAUUGGAGUUAUUUUAUAUGCUCAUCUUAAUUUUACAAAACCUCUUUCGCCUGGCAUAUUGAAAGGGAGAAAGACUUCAAAUUGAAGAGCGAGAAAAGGUUUUAAAGAAGAAGAUUAUUGAAGGAGAUAUACAUGUAUUUACUAUGCAUUCCUAACUCUUGGAACUAGUGUACUCUCUUAGCAGCUAUAAGUGCCAUAUAUAUUAUAUAUAGAUGUAGGAUGUGGACACAUUCUCUAGUUUUUAAGAUUAGAUAUUUUAAUGGUUGUGAUACUCAAGACUCGGUUUUAUGUGUUGUGACCUUUAUCACUUUUUGUGACCUUUAUCACUUUUUGUGACCUUUAUCACUUAUUGUGACUUUAAUCACUGUAUGUUGUAACUUUUUUCCUUCCUAUACACAUUCCAAUAUUAUUAUAAAGCCUUCAAACACACUGCUGUUAAAAUGUUAUAUUGCAAUUUUGUGAUACAUGUAGUCAUUUGUUUUUACAAGAUUUCUCAAAAAUGGAAAUAAUAAGACUAAUAACAUGUCUGACAUGAGAAAUGAAAAAUCAAAAAGCAUGCCCAACCUGGUAUAAAAACAUGAAAUUAGAUCGUAUAUUUUCUUCAGGUGCUGGGUUUUUAUAUUACAUGUUUAAUGGCUUAAUUGAACCAUAGACAUGUAUUAUGAUAUUAGAUGGAAUAUAUAUUAGAUGGAAUUUAUAUAUAUAUAUAUAUAUAAAAUCUUAAAGAAUAUUAUAGAUACUACAGAUAAUUGUGCUUAUCAGGUUCUACAAAAUUUAAGAAUUUUUCUAGUGCUCUAAAAUUGUAUUUUUGUUCCUGAAAGUAAGCGCUUCUUAUUGUAGAAAUACAAACAACCUUAAAGCUAUAAGUACAGCAGAAAUAAUGUACACUUUAGUGCUGACAAAAAUGAAUAUUGAAAUAUUAUUGGUUGAGAAAAUAAGUUUGCUGUCUCGUAGGGCUAAUUCACCUAAUGAAAUGAGCUAAAAUCCAGAUUUAAACUGCGCAAUUAGCCCCCUUUAAUGAGAUUUUCAAUUGAAUAUGCAAUAAUUAACCAAGAAUUGUUAAUGUCUCAACUAUUGCUGAAAAUUCAAGGUUAAAGGUACCAUCCCAUGUAAAAUUUGAAUCAUAAUUUUGAUGCAACUGUGCACAAUCUGAUCAAAGGUUUUCAAGAUUCAAAUAAAUUUUGAUUUUCAAAUCAUGACUUAUCAAAUAUAUAUUGAAAUAUAUUUUCAUAUUUAUAUUUAUCUGGUAUGGCUCCUUUAACUUUUAUUUACUGAUAUAAGUUAUAUUUGAAAUAUUAUAUUAUUAAUAUAUUGAAACAUGUAGUAGUAUAUGAGAUAAAAUAUUAUAAUAUAGACAUUCCAACUGAUAUUAAAAUGUUAUUUGUUAUUUAUGAAUUC
This is a messenger RNA of Lottia gigantea (owl limpet), 2364 nucleotides long. RefSeq lists its product as hypothetical. The transcript is spliced from 10 exons. Gene Ontology annotation, biological process: negative regulation of actin filament polymerization. Gene Ontology annotation, cellular component: cytoplasm; cytoskeleton. The record is from RefSeq and is a predicted model, not a curated record. Lineage: Eukaryota; Metazoa; Mollusca; Gastropoda; Lottiidae. Bases 221 to 1051 code for a protein of 276 amino acids. Gene Ontology annotation, molecular function: protein binding.